This is a messenger RNA of Esox lucius (northern pike), 1909 nucleotides long. It is a transcript of the gene trappc6bl, whose product is annotated as trafficking protein particle complex 6b-like. Gene Ontology annotation, cellular component: cis-Golgi network; TRAPP complex; trans-Golgi network. Gene Ontology annotation, biological process: endoplasmic reticulum to Golgi vesicle-mediated transport; regulation of GTPase activity. The record is from RefSeq and is a predicted model, not a curated record. Lineage: Eukaryota; Metazoa; Chordata; Actinopteri; Esociformes; Esocidae. The coding region runs from base 169 to 654 and encodes 161 amino acids. The transcript is spliced from 7 exons.
UACAUUUGAAUUGAUUGACAGUUAUUUUUAUCUCACUGGUUGCACAUACACAUAUCAAAUUCAACUGAUAUUUAAAUUCUGAAAAUGCAUUUCCCGGAGUUUCAAGCAAUAUCUCUAUCGACCCUGGUAGCUAACUGCUAACGUUGGCUAGCAAAUAUUCUCCCUGACAUGGCAGACGACGUACUCUUUGAAUUUCUCCACAUGGAGAUGGUGUCCCAUAUUUACAAAGAGCAAGCUUCCAGAGGGGAAAUGGACAAGGAUAGGGCCACUUGUGUGUCAGCCCUGGAAGGCAUGGGUUUCAGAGUGGGACAAGGGCUAAUAGAAAGGUUUACAAAGGAUUCGCCCAGUUUCAAAGACGACUUGGACAUUAUGAAAUUCAUCUGUAAAGACUUCUGGAUAAACGUCUUCAGAAAGCAAAUCGAUAACCUAAGGACAAACCACCAGGGGACUUAUGUUUUGCAAGACAAUAAGUUUUCACUCCUGACACAAUUAUCCAGUGGGAAGCAGUACCUUGAGGAAGCUCCGAAGUAUCUGGCAUACUCCUGUGGAUUAGUAAGAGGGGCUUUGUCUAACCUGGGAAUGGACUGCGUGGUGACAGCCGAGGUCUCCCCAAUGCCCUCAUGUAAAUUCCAAGUAGUGAUUCAGAAGAUUUGAUUUGGACAUCUGUCUUCACACUAUACUCGUCUGUGACAAGAAGAUAAUGUGAAUGUCAACCUUCCAGUCCUUUAAUGUAAUCACAUUGAAGGUGGUUUACUAGAUAUCAUUUUUUAUCUGACAUUUUUUAUUUAUUUUCCCUUAACAAAGCAAUAAUACCAUGUAAAGUAUAACACUUAUUAAAGUUUUAUAACAUACUUAAAAAACAACGUAAUGCCGUCAACAGAUAUUGAUUCAUCUAUUUUUUAUGAUUAUUUUGUAUACUCAAUUUCCUGUCUUUGCAUAUGAAAUUACAAUUCUUCAAUGUCACACCUCUGAAGAUAUUUCACUCUCUGUUAUAUAGUAGAUGUCGUCUUUGUUUUUUAGAGAAACCAAAUAUAAAUGUUUCUAUUCUGAAAUGGUUUUCUUACUUAAACCAUGCAUUUUUCACUGGCUACUUGUUGGCUGUUUAUAUUUGUGCAAUGAUGCAACAAAUAUAUUGGUUUUCUAUAAAUAUAUCUUUCAGCCAGUAGAGGGUAGUGUCUGCUAGACUCUUCUCAGCAGCAUUCUUUUAUAUGCGCACGCACUCAAGCACUGCUUUUAACAUUUCAAAAGGAGUGCUACUCAAAGGCCAUAUAGAACCUCUGUUCUACAUAAUGUGUUGCUCCAAUAACAGCGAGGAAAGAUUUAUCCAUUUGGCUUAAACAUUUAAUAAUCAAGAGAGUGUAUUGUUUUGAAAGCAAAGAUAACAAAUGCAGAACAUUCUCUUUUAAAAAUUCUCUUUACAUUUUCAAUUACCCUGUAUUUUUUUUUUUUAAAGAUGGGGAUGUUGGUUUAUAUGUGGAGUUAUUCCCAGAUGUAAUUUCUCUUUUGAUUUUGGUUUAAUUCAGUUUAACAUAAAGCAGAAUAUUUUCCAGUACAAAUACAUUUGCAUUAACAUUCAAACCUUUCCUGGUUUUACAUGCCCUUUAAAGCAACUGGCCUCUGUAGUACUUUGUAAUGUGAUAAGGAAAUGUGACUAUUUUAGCAUCUUGGAAUUUUCUUUCCUGAAGAUGUCUGAUUUGGACAAUACAACCAAGUCCUCCAAAAGUUAAUUGUAGUUCGGGUGUCUCAGUUUAAAUUGAAAUGUCCUGCCGUGCUCUUAAUGGAAAUGCAUUCCUAGGAUUAAAUGGAAUUUAUGUCAACACCCUUUAAAACCAACACAUUCACUCCUCCCUUCAACCUAGAUGAAGUUUGACAGUUAUUUCAUGUUUCAAUAAACAUUUUUAAAAAAUCA